UCCCGUCUCCUCCCCCAACCCAACCCAACCCGCUCCACACCCACGCCCGCCUCGACCUCGACGACGCGCUCGCCUCCCCUCCCCGAUCGGUGGCGGUGUUGCUGCUCGCCUCGCCGCGCGCGGCCGGCCGGCGCUAGGGGUGGCCGGAGAGACUCCUAGGAGGAGGAGAUGAGGGGGUCGAGGAGGCCGGUGGCCGUGGUGCUGAGCUGGGUGCGGAGGCAGCCGCCCAAGGUGAAGGCGUUCCUGGCCGUCGUCGCCGGGAUGGCCGCGCUCGUCUUCAUCCGCUUCAUCGUCCACGACCACGACAACCUCUUCGUCGCCGCCGAGGCCGCGCACGCGCUCGGGAUCGCCGUCCUCAUCUACAAGCUCACCAAGGAGAAGACCUGCGCUGGACUGUCAUUGAAGUCUCAGGAUUUAACAGCACUAUUUCUGGCUGUUAGGCUGUACUGCAGUUUUGUUAUGGAGUAUGACAUCCAUACUAUACUUGAUACAGCUACAUUAGCAGCUACUCUUUUUGUCAUCUACAUGAUUCGGUUCAAACUGAGGUCAACUUAUAUGCUGGACAAGGACAAUUUUGCAUUGUACUAUGUGGUGUUGCCUUGUGCUGGGUUAGCUCUACUGGUUCAUCCUUCUACAUCACAUAACAUCAUCAACAGGAUCUGCUGGGCUUUCUGUGUUUAUUUGGAAGCUGUUUCAGUGCUGCCACAGUUGCGUUUGAUGCAAAAUACAAAGAUUGUCGAACCAUUCACAGCUCAUUAUGUGUUUGCAUUGGGUGUUGCAAGGUUUCUUAGCUGUGCACACUGGGUCCUUCAGGUCUUGGAUACCCGUGGUCGCUUGUUGACUGCUCUGGGCUAUGGCCUGUGGCCUUCGAUGGUGCUUCUUUCUGAAAUCGUUCAGACGUUCAUCCUUGCUGAUUUCUGCUACUACUAUGUGAAGAGUGUUUUCGGUGGGCAACUUGUCCUUCGACUUCCAUCUGGAGUGGUGUAAACAUGCCAACAGGCUGCACACAACACAUGGGUUGGGCUUUGUGCACGUAGUACUACUGAACAGCCGUAUUCUGCUCCUAGCGCCCAAACUUCUGUUCCUCUUCCCAACCGGGUCGGAUACUAGAGCCUUGUUUGCUUGAUAAUUUCUUUUUUUCGGUUACAGAUUGUUCAUGUGAAAGCUGUACCUACCAGAGAUCGUCAUGAAAUCUAGAGACUAGUUUUAACUUACUUUAUUAGCAUAUUUUAUUUAGCUUCUAUUA
Messenger RNA from Oryza brachyantha (malo sina), 1246 nucleotides. RefSeq names its product ER lumen protein-retaining receptor erd-2.2-like. Bases 169 to 987 code for a protein of 272 amino acids. The transcript has 6 exons. Lineage: Eukaryota; Viridiplantae; Streptophyta; Magnoliopsida; Poales; Poaceae. Gene Ontology annotation, cellular component: membrane. Gene Ontology annotation, molecular function: ER lumen protein retrieval receptor activity. Gene Ontology annotation, biological process: protein retention in ER lumen. The record is from RefSeq and is a predicted model, not a curated record.